Melanotaenia boesemani (Boeseman's rainbowfish) is the source of this 3367-nucleotide messenger RNA. RefSeq names its product BRCA1-associated ATM activator 1 (gene brat1). Gene Ontology annotation, biological process: DNA damage response; positive regulation of protein phosphorylation; cell population proliferation. The record is from RefSeq and is a predicted model, not a curated record. The coding region runs from base 326 to 3055 and encodes 909 amino acids. The transcript has 12 exons. NCBI's taxonomy places the organism in Eukaryota, Metazoa, Chordata, Actinopteri, Atheriniformes, Melanotaeniidae. Gene Ontology annotation, cellular component: nucleus.
UAGCACAUCCUGUUACUUUGUAGUCAGUGUAGAGUGCAGCUUAUCUGUCAGGGCUCAUAAAUGUUACGCUGAAGGAAGGGAAGCCACGUACAAUACAAUUUCCCGCGAGAGAGUAUGAAAAUUCUACACCGACUGAAAUAUCAAGUAAAGUCUGCACUAUUUUGUAUAUCAGCUAGCUAGCUUUCACCACUUUACUAUAUACGACGUCAUUCGGAUUUUAGCUAAAUGCUAACGCGGGAGCUGGUGUUUGCUGACGAGCGUUAGCUGUAAAGUUGCCUGUAUAUCUUUGAGGUUUAUGAAGACACAUACAAAUUAGGUUAGUACCAUGGAAAGUGAGUGUGUGUCAGUUCUGCCGCGCGUCUGUGAGGUGCUGGCCGCCUCAGGGAGAUCUCUGCCCGAUGACACUAGCCUGGAGAAACUGCUGGACUGGUUCACAGCGCUCACCGAUGCAGGGGUAUCUCUUCUGGAGACCUGCCCAUGUCUGCUUAAAUUCAUAUCCACUGUGGUUAACCACUCAACCCCAGACCCCAGCAUCCUCGCUUUCAUUCUGAAACUCACCGGUUUAAUCGCUGCCAAUGAGGACAACUUCCAAGUUCUUCAGGAGAGCCCGGUGUUGGACCUGGUCUUCGACGCUCAACACUGGCAGGGUUCAGGGCUCUGGGAGGAUCCAUCUGUACGGGUUGGCUGGCUCUGGGGAUUAAGAACAAUGCUGCAGCAUUCAAAGGCUUUGAGUUUCUUUGUGCAAGCAGAAUUUAUUGAACCACUCCUACAACUUCAGACAGACGCAAGUCUAUUUGUUGCAUCAGCUGCCAAUCAAAUGCUCGCUCACAUCCUGAUCUCCUGUCAGCCUGUCUCAUCUGCGGGAUGCAAGGGUGUAUAUUAUAAAGAAGACAGAAGGACAGGCACAGACAGAGAACACCUGACGGCCACUGUGGAAACUGACAAAGACGGCUCUGCUUUUAUCAUGGCAAUCUCAGAGUACUUCAAGAAGUUGCUGGUUCCCAAAGAUGCUUCACAGCUUCAUCACAGUCAGCAGGUCCUCAAACUGUUGGCCCUACUCCUGGCCCAGACCAGUCCUCCUCUGCAGGAGAAGCUGCUGCUGACAGUCACAGACUCUCUGGAGGAACUUGUGACAACAAACUACAGUCAGCUCACACUUCCUCUGAUGGAUGUCAUUCUGGCUGCACACAGCAGCUGUGGCAGUGAUGGAUCUGUCCCAGACCAACGUAUCGCUCAUCUUCUAUCAUUCAUGUUGAACACGAGGAAACCUGCUGACCUCAUUCUUGCUGCGGCUGCUUUUCUCCACAGCGGCUAUAAAGACCAUGUCCACAGAGCCCAGUCUUCCAGAGUUCUGCUGCUACCCCUCGACAUUGUUACUGGCCUUAAUUUACUGGGCACAAACAUUUUAGAUGAGCAUAGGUUUUCAAUGAUGGAGCAGCUCGGGAUUAAGACCUCCUGUGUCACCAUGAUUUGUGUCAGUCUAACAAACAUACCACAGAUUGCACAGACGGCUCCUGACCUCCUUCCCUGUCCGCUGGGCUUAAUCGUCUCUGCAGUUAUAUCAUUACUGAGGCUAUGCAGUGGAAACUCUUCCUCCUCAUCUGCUGGUUGUUUGAAAGUUUCCAGAAAUGUCACUGGCAGUGGUAAAGUUCAGAAAUGUGCUCUAGAGGCUCUCUUGGCACUCAGCAAUAGUUCAGAAGCACAGGUUAUGCUGGUUGAGGUGUUCUCGCUUCUAAUACACUACUUGGAUAAUCCUGAUUGUGACCCCACAGUGUUACAGAAGGCAUACCAGGUCUUAGUAAAGUGGAUAAGUGUUUGCACAGACCUCUCCGCCAUAACAGACCAGCUCAGAAAAGAUCUAAUUCAGGUGGUCAGGAAACGUGCGUGUGACAUCCGUUGGGAGGUGAGAGACUCAACUGUGGAGUUUCUGGGCCACCUCGCAGGGGUGCAUGCAUGCCAGACGUCAGCUGAGGAGGUAUGCAGUGUGUCAGAGGCUCUGCUGGGUGGCUGCUGUUUCUCGACUCCUCUCCUUAAAGAUGCACUGCAGGAUCCAGAGAGUUAUGUGAGAGCCAGCUCCAUAUCGUCACUGGCGCAGACACUGGCACACAGCUGGCACCAGGGGGCAGCACUUACACAAGAGCAGGCUGAAAUAGUGACCCAGCUGCUUGAAAUUCUCUCCCAGGACACUGAAGGAUUUGCCAGGAGGGCUGUUGUACAGUACUUCACCACCUGGUUGUCCUCAUGUUCUUCACCUACCUUCACCUGCUCUCUCCUCAUGCAGUCUGUGUGCUCCGUCCUCUCACUAGGCAGUGCUGAUUUAGACUGGGAGGUCAAAGUUUACACACUGGAUCUGGCUGGGCUCCUCAUAGACCAAGCCUUUUCAGGUUACCACAGUUACACAAAAGUAUUAGAGACCCAACCACACCCUUAUGCUUUGAUGUCCACCCAAACCUAUACAGUUCAUGCGCACACUGAGACACACACAGAGCAUGUGGAGUCAGAUUUGGUCAGUGUGCUGAACAGUUUGGGGGAGCAGGGGGUCAUCUCAGCACUGUUGUGCGGUUUGUUUGACUGUGAUAGACCAGUUGCUCUGAAGGCCUGUCGACUGCUGAUAAGACUCAGAGACAUUGUUUGUCCUCCGUCGCUAAGUGCCCAGGAUGCAAGUGUUGCCCUGGCAACAGACAAUGGAGUGACCUGUGAACUGUCUGGAAGGGGUUGGGCACAAGAGAUCAGGAACAUACUGCGAGACAAGAACCAGUCUGGGACAGGCACCACCGAGCAGAGACCAUUUCAGGGAACAGAUAUGGUUGAUUCUGAAGGCUGUGGUGAGGCUGCGAUGGAACAUGUGAGGGCUGGGAGUCACACUGUGCGUGUCAAUGUUUGUGAGGUGUUGAGGUCUCUGGAUUUAGACGAGAAGCUGGAGAUGCUGACUCAAAGCAGUGACCACAUUCACAACUCUCCUCUAUCUCUGCUGCAGGAUAUACUGACUGCAAGCAUCACCUACACUCACCCAAACUCAGAACCAGGCCAAGAGGUUAUAGUGGACUGCUACUGACACACAGACACACACGUUGUCUUUGAUGAUAGGAAUUGCACUGAUUAUGGAGCAGAUUUUCUUCUACCAGACGUGUGUUUAUAAAUGUGGUUAAAGCACAUAAUUUGUUAUCAAAGACAUUUCUUAUCAAAAAUUGUACCUGUCUUAACCCAUUUUGAAGACACUGAUUGGCACACACUGCUGUUACCAGAACCAUUUACAUUAGAUUAUACAGAAUUUUCUUUGUAUGAAUAAAUUGUAAAUAUAAUUUAACCUUGUGUGAGAUUGACGUUCAUUUUUCAGCACUAAUAAACUGCUCUACUUCUUCCUCUG